Messenger RNA from Mugil cephalus (flathead mullet), 919 nucleotides. RefSeq names its product angiopoietin-related protein 5-like. Lineage: Eukaryota; Metazoa; Chordata; Actinopteri; Mugiliformes; Mugilidae. Gene Ontology annotation, biological process: angiogenesis; Tie signaling pathway. The record is from RefSeq and is a predicted model, not a curated record. The coding region runs from base 1 to 804 and encodes 267 amino acids. The transcript has 6 exons. Gene Ontology annotation, molecular function: receptor tyrosine kinase binding.
AUGCAGGUCAAAAUGAAGAGCGUGGUUGGAUAUUGCGGGUUCGUCUUGUCACUUCUCUUGAUCUGCACAGGACAAGCUCAGAAACUGCAGAAAGCGGUUUCUCCUCAAGGAAUCGACUGCUCACAGAUCAAGACUCUCAACCCAGAAGCACCUAGUGGGGUUUAUUCCAUUCAGCCAGCUGGAGUCAAGAUUACGUUCAAGGUGUACUGUGAGAUGCUUCCAGAUGGAGGAUGGACCGUGUUUCAGAAACGCAGCGGACCCACUGUCUCAUUCAACAGAAAAUGGGCAGAGUAUAAAAAUGGAUUUGGAACCCUGACACAGGACCACUGGCUUGGUCUGAAGAAGGUUUUCUUACUCACUAAGAACAAGUCUAAGAAGUGGACCUUGAGAGUGGACCUGUGGGACCACGAGGGUGGCAGUGCUUACGCUGAGUACAAGAACUUUAGACUGGGGAAUGAGAAAUCAGCUUUCAGAUUGAACGUGGGGAAAUACAGCAGAAAUGCAGGUGACGCUAUCCGCGGUGCGUAUGAAGGCAUUGACCAGAACGGCUAUGGCUUCAGCACCAUCGACCGUGACAACGACGGCUGCUCCCCAUGCAUCUUCGGGGACAUUGCUCAAAACAAGUGCGCUUUAUCGAAGGGCGGCGGUUGGUGGUACAGCAAGUGUGGCUCUGCCAGUCUAAACAGAGAAUGGCAUCCUACUGGUAACCACAUCGGUUGGGCUUCAGGCCUCCACUGGCUCACCUGGAAACCUCCUGCACCUUACUCGGCCAAGGCCUCCAGAAUGAUGAUCAGAUCUGAGUGAGAGGUGCCUACACUGGUCACCCUGAUUGUUCCGCACCUGAAUGAUAUGUCUGACUUUGGAGAAGGUUUAUUCUUUUAAAAUAUGUUAUCGCCUCAGUAAAAGAGAGUUGAGAUGA